UUUGAUUGGUAGUCCAGAAUCGUAGACGUUCAUUUACUUCAUGAUAAAGUCAUAACUAGACUGGAUCUCGUCUAUAUUUUGAUCUUACUUUAAGUAUUUUAUUGGAAUCAAAAGAAAAACAUUUUAGUUUUAGUUUUACACACGUGCGUUUGAUAAAUGAUAAUGAUAUUGAUAAGGACCUAGCCCACAGAAAAAGAACAUUUACUUGGCCUAACCAAUGAAUCAUUUGCAUUUUAACCCGGAAACGAUUACGUAGCCAAUAGAAAGAAUUCAUAACAUUGGGCCUUGCGACAAGCCGGUAGUUACUAGAUCUAGAUUCCGUAUUAAAGGGAACUUAAAUCAAGUUAAGUAUCAAGGGUAUCAAACAUGUCUAAAACGGUUUACGUAACCCGCAGAAUUCCACAGCCUGGUCUUGCAAAACUAGCGGAAGGCUUUGAAAUAGUUAGCUACGAGAGCGAUGAAGCUAUACCUCACGAUGUUCUUGUUCAAGCUGUGAGAGACAGGCGUUACGAUGCGCUGCUCUGUAUGUUAACUGAUCAAAUUGACGCGGAGGUUUUGGAUGCUGCUGGUCCACAGCUGAAGAUUGUGGCAACUAUGUCAGUUGGCUAUGAGCACAUAGAUAUCCAAGAAUGUGCUAAAAGAAAUAUUUUGGUAGCCAAUACACCUGGUGUCUCAACAGACAGUGUUGCUGAACUGACUGCAUCGCUUCUCCUUCUGACAGCCAGAAGGUUAGCUGAAGGUGUAGAAGCUGUUAAGAAAGGAGAGUGGGGACCCUGGAAACCUAUGUGGCUGUGUGGUACUGAACUCACUGGAAGAAUCCUUGGCAUUUAUGGUCUUGGAAGAAUUGGUUUCAAUGUGGGCCGUAGACUAAAACCUUUCGGAUUUUCCAAAAUUUACUACACUGAUGUACAAGAGGUUAGCUAUGCUAAAGAUAUUGAUGCAGAGUUCAUUAAUUUUGAGGGACUUGUUGAAAAGUGUGACUUCAUUUGUGUAUGCUGUAAUUUAACACCACAGACCAGGCACAUGUUUAAUGCCAGUGUUUUCAAAAAGAUGAAAAAAACUGCAAUCCUUAUAAACACUGGUCGUGGUGGUGUGAUUGACCAUGAUGCACUUACUGAAGCUUUAAGGAAUGGAGACAUUACAGCUGCAGGUUUGGAUGUGACUGAGCCAGAACCUCUGCCCAAGUCUCACCCACUGGUUAGUAUGCCUAACUGUGUCAUCUUGCCUCACAUGGGCAGUAACACAUGGGACUCACGUAAUGCCAUGGCUGAAAUUGCUGCCCGCAACUGUAUUGCUGCUAUUUCCAACCAAACUCCAGAGGGAAUCGUUACCGUUAACUAAGAAAGAAACCCCUGCUUAAUGUAACAUUUCCAUCCAAUAGCUUAUAAUUGUUUAUUAAUAUAUUUAAGUAAUAAGAUUAAUCCACUCUGAUAGUGUUAGUAAAAAUAAUUACAUAUUUCCACAUUAGCCCUUUUAUUUCAAACAGCAAAUGUUUUGUUAACAUACUUUUAAGCACUUCAGCUUAAUUUGUAUCAGAAGAAUUUAUUCUAUUUAAUAUAGCUAUCAUUUAAUUAUUUAUUACAUAUCAUUAAUUGAUAAAAAUCUAAGAUUAAAUAUUUUCUAUGGUUUAUAAAGAAAUUGGGCAUAACAUUUUUUUUUCUCUGUUGAUGCAGAUUGUCUAACAUCAAUAUCACAUAUAUUGUAUCAAUUUUGUGUCGUGAUAUAUUUAUUGAAUACUUUGAAUAUGUUGUGCACUUUAAAAUUCCAUCACUGUAUUGAAAAUUGUCAUAAAAAAUAAAGUAGACAGAAGCAUAUUGUUGUAGUUUUUAAGAUUGUACUGUUACACUUUUGAAGUUAGUUUUCACUAAUUUGCUUUACUGGUUGCUGCUUUAAAAUUUAAACACUUCAGUUGAUAAUUAUUUCAUUUGUUUUUUAUGCUUCUGACAUGUUAAAACUUUUUUUCCCCUUAUUUUUAAAAUAUAAGGAAUUUUAGGAAGUUGCAUUCACAUUCCCAAUAAAAGAAUUGAACAUUUAUUUUAUUUACCCCUAGCUACAAUCUAUUUACAAGAAACUUUGUAUUUUAUUCCUAAAUAUAUCAUCAAAUUCUUGGUGUUAUGAAUAACAACAGAAUGACCAUAUUUACUUAACAACUAAAGCCUGAGUAAAUUGACAAAAUAACGUCUAUAUUAUCUCCCUUUGUUUUAUAAGAACAAAAUUUUAAAUAACUCAAAAAUUAUUCAUAUUACUGAUCACAGUGAGCAAAUUUAACAAAAAAGUUGAACAAAUGUGUACAGUGAUAUCUGUUUUAAAAUGAACAUUUGGUUUGUCUAAA
Molecule: messenger RNA, 2332 nt
Organism: Physella acuta
Lineage: Eukaryota; Metazoa; Mollusca; Gastropoda; Physidae
Product: glyoxylate reductase/hydroxypyruvate reductase
Cellular component (GO): cytosol
Molecular function (GO): NAD binding; hydroxypyruvate reductase (NADH) activity; glyoxylate reductase (NADPH) activity
Source: RefSeq, a predicted model, not a curated record